AUUACGUAGGAGCGUCGAAUUUUUGGAAUUUAUAAUUUCUAGUCACAAUGGGGGGUUGGUUGAGCUACCUAUGGUGGGGAGGUGAUCCCGAAGAAGUAAACCCUGUAUCCGGUCUGACGAGGAGAGAGGUACACGCCGUGCAGAAGUCCUGGGCGCCCGUUAACAAAAACUCCGUGGCUACCGGCACUGAGCUGCUCAAAAGAUUUUUCCGCGCUUACCCAGACGCCAAAGAUUUCUUCAAAAUGAUAGCAAAGCUAUCAGAGGAAGAAUAUUCGGAUAAUUUCCAAUUCAAGGCUCACGUUAUCAAUUUGAUGGCGGCAUUAAACCAAGCGGUAACUAACCUCAACCAGCCCGAAGUUGUCGCAGUUAUGAUGAAUAAAAUCGGAGAGUCACAUAAAAGGAGGAAAAUUCAAGAACAACAUUUUCAUGACUUAAAAGAAGUUAUUGUGAAGAUGUUCAUUGAAGUACUGAAACUAGACGACUCUACACUCGGCGCUUGGGGCAAGACAGUUGGCUUUUGGUACAAACACAUAUUCGAAACAUUGAACACAGAUAGAUAGGAACUUAAUUUAUUUAAAGACUAAAAAAUAAACACUUUUAUUAAUUAGAUUGG
This is a messenger RNA of Papilio xuthus (Asian swallowtail), 613 nucleotides long. It is a transcript of the gene Glob1, whose product is annotated as globin 1. The transcript has 4 exons. Bases 48 to 560 code for a protein of 170 amino acids. Gene Ontology annotation, biological process: oxygen transport. NCBI's taxonomy places the organism in Eukaryota, Metazoa, Arthropoda, Insecta, Lepidoptera, Papilionidae. Gene Ontology annotation, molecular function: oxidoreductase activity; oxygen binding; heme binding. The record is from RefSeq and is a predicted model, not a curated record.